Molecule: messenger RNA, 795 nt
Organism: Punctularia strigosozonata HHB-11173 SS5
Lineage: Eukaryota; Fungi; Basidiomycota; Agaricomycetes; Corticiales; Punctulariaceae
Exons: 2
Coding region: 1-795 (264 amino acids)
Source: RefSeq, a predicted model, not a curated record
AUGUCUAACAACACCUAUCCCGAGCAUCCCCGCAGUAAGGUCAAGCGUCUCGCUAACCGAGGUGCUUACGACUACGCAACCAUUCAUAGCAUCAUCGCGUCCUGUCCCGUGCUCCACGUAUCCUUCACCCCGGACGGCACAGAUCCAUUUCCAACAAUCCUCCCUAUGAUCGGGGCAUUGGGAUCGUUUAGGUCGCCAUCCACGCCUCUAUCGGAUGGCCCUCUGGAUCUCUAUCUUCAUGGCUGGGUUUCAGCCCGCCUCAUGCACCUCGCGGGCUCUCCCGAGGAGGAAGACGGACUCCCUAUCUGCGUUGCCGGCACGCAGGUUGACGGAUAUGUCCUUGCGCUCUCUCCCUUCCACCACAGCCUCAACUACAGGUCAGCCGUCAUCCAUGGCUACCUGACAGUGGUCACCGACCCACAGGAGAAGAUUUACGGGAUGGAGCUCAUUACCAACCAUAUCGUGCCAGACCGCUGGGCGAACUCGCGCGGCCCACCAACAAACGGCGAGCUGCAUAGUACGGCUGUGCUCAGGGUGCGCAUAGAAAGCGCGAGCGCGAAAGUUAGGACUGGCGGUCCGAGCGAGGACCGCAAUGAUGAGGCGGACGAAGCUGUAAGGGGUGCAUUCUGGACUGGGGUGAUACCGACGUGGCAGGCGCUAGGUGAACCACUUCCAGCGGCAGAGAACAGAGUCGAUGUCCCGCCGCAUGUACGGGAUUUUGUCGAGAGAACAAACGUCGGGGGGCCGAGACUGGCGAAAGAGUCGGUUUCGAAGACAGUGGCUAAGAAAGCCUAA